AUGGCGACCCCUAGUGUCCAGGCGAGCGAGUCCCUCUGGGCGCACGCUACUGGUGACCUUCCUACGCCCCACGACCCUACGCCUUUAGGCCCUGCCCCUGACGACGCCGCUAGAGACCGCUUUACCCGCCAGCGUGUUGACCUGACGGCGUGGAAGUCGCGUGACGUUGCGGCCUGCAUCGCUCUUAGUAGCCUCCUCCCUGAGUCUGAGGAGGCCCACUUCACUCAGGCUCGCACUGCUAUCAAGGCCCGCUACGCUACUCCCACCAUUGUCUCCCUUGGCCGCCUCUUCCUACCGUUCUUGUUCCCUGACCUCGCCUCGUUUGAGCGCUCUGCUGACUUGAUUGCUCACCUCCGCUCCCUCGAUUUUUGCUACCGUGCUACUUGCACUAACGCACAGCUUGCACUGCUUCCCCCUCCUAUGGCGAUUACUAUCUACUUCAUUGCCACUAGCCUCCCUGGCCGCCUUGCCUCGGUUCGUGACACGCUUCUUCUGAAGCACCUUAGUGAGCUCACUAUCGAGGUCCUUGAGUUUGCGCUCAAGGACGUCGAGAGCAACCUCCGCUCAGUAGCCUCCGCCUCUGGUGCUGUGCCCCCUCCACUGUUUCACGGGUGCACUGUCCCUCAGCUGCCCACUUUUACUGCCUCACUUGCCACUGCCACUACUGACGUGACUGCAGCUGCUGUUACGACUACGUUGCGGUCUCGAGUCACUACUUGCUACACUACUACUCUUCCUUGCCCUGCUAUUCCCUCUGGGUCUCUAACUGGCUUCCACAUCCCCUCGUUCUCAAGGAACUUGCUGGGCGUGAGGCCUCUCGUGAGUCAGCAUGUGGGUGUGUGGAUUGAGCCCUCUGUUGAUGCGUCGUGCUCCUGCCAGUCGCUUGCACACCCCAGCGUUCUGUGGCACCACCGGACGGGGCACCCGUCCCUCCCUCGUGUGCGCGCUAUGUCUCGUCAGCGUCUUGUCUUAGGCCUCCCGCGUGUCUUGCCGUCGCUGCCGCCUUCACUUGCACCGCCGUGCGAUCCCUACGUCGAGGGUCGGCUGCGCGCCACCCCUCACUCCUCCUCCCUUCGUUCGGCCACCGAGCCUUUUGAGACGCUCCACUUGGACGUUUGGGGCCCCGCCCCUCGCCUUGGCCCUGAGCGCGAGCGUUUCUUUUUUGUGGUCAUUGACGGCUACUCCCGCUACGCCACAGUGUUCCCCCUGGCAAAGAAGUCUGAGGUGACUUCUACGCUGAUCAGGUGGUUGCUUACCACUGAGGGCACUCGUGGUCGUCGUGUCAGCUGUCUUCACUCUGACCGUGGGGGUGAGUUUCGCUCCGGCAUUCUUGUUGGAUUCUGUCGCGAGCAGGGCAUUCGUCAGUUCUGGAUGCUUCCAGAGUCCCCACAGCAGAAUCGGGUUGCUGAGCGCCGCAUAGGCUUGGUCAUGGAGAUCGCCCACACCUCCUUGACUCACACCCGCGCCCCCCAUUUUCUGUGGCCCUACGCGGUUAGGUACGCCGCUCACCAGCUGAACCUCUGGCCACGCGUCUCUCGACCAGAGGCUUCAACGACCAGUCUUUGGACCGGGUCCCCUGGUGUUGCGUCAAGGUUUCGUGUCUGGGGUUGCUUGGCUCUUGUCCGCGACACUUCCGCGGACAAGCUCUUGCCUCGCGCCGUUUCCUGUGUCUUCCUUGGUUUCUCUGAGGACUCCUUUGACUUCACCUUUUACCACCCUCCCUCCCGGAUCUUUGACUCCCGUGAUGUCUGUUUUGAGGAGUCCACCCCCUACUACGUCAGGUACCCCAGUCGAGGUGUGUCCUAG
Closterium sp. NIES-65 is the source of this 1806-nucleotide messenger RNA. NCBI's taxonomy places the organism in Eukaryota, Viridiplantae, Streptophyta, Zygnematophyceae, Desmidiales, Closteriaceae. The record is from the annotation of a GenBank genome assembly.